Messenger RNA from Trifolium pratense (red clover), 2515 nucleotides. RefSeq names its product protein tesmin/TSO1-like CXC 5. The transcript is spliced from 8 exons. The record is from RefSeq and is a predicted model, not a curated record. Gene Ontology annotation, cellular component: nucleus. Gene Ontology annotation, biological process: regulation of DNA-templated transcription. Bases 428 to 2203 code for a protein of 591 amino acids. Lineage: Eukaryota; Viridiplantae; Streptophyta; Magnoliopsida; Fabales; Fabaceae.
AUUCACAAAUCAAAUCAAAAAAUUGAAUUUUCAAAACCUUGUAAGAGAGAGGGAGUAGUAGUGUUGUUGCGUUACCUUCUUCUUCCUCGCAACCCUUUCCCUCUGCAAUUCGCUUUCUCUCUCUCUUUCUCUAAAAACCUUCGUACACUCUCUCUAAAAUCCUCUCUCUCAUUUCAUCACAUCACCAAUUUUCGAUCCAAAUCACAAUUCAUCACUUUUUCUUAUUUUGAAUUUCAAAUUUAAAAUUUCAAACAAUUUUUUUUAUUUUUUAUUUUCAAAAUUAAAAUUCUCAGCUUUGAAAUUGAUGUUAUGUUUUUCACUUUCUAAAACAUCAUCCAAUUCGAGCUAAUUUUAAUUUUUUGAAUUUUUUUUUUAAUAUUUUUUUGAUUUUCGAAAUUGUGUGUUUCAAUUGUGAUUGUGUGGUUUGAUGGAGGAAGGUGAAGGAGGAGAAAGUGGUUCAAAGAAUGUUGUUCCGCCAGAGUUUGUUGUGGCUGUUUCACCAACGGCGGCGGCUGCUACAACGGCGUGGUCGGAUGCACCGGCGAAGAAGAUAGUGAGGCAGCUUGAUUUUAAUACUAUGACGGAACAAUCGAAACCACCACAGCAGCUGUUGCAACCGAUGACUGUAAUGACGCAGAAACCAGUGGCUGGUUCGCCUUUGCCGCCUCCGCAGCCGAUGAUAGGACUUCAACACUGUUCUGUGAGGGUUGGGAAACCGGAAUCUCCCAAACCAAAAUCAAGACCUAACUUUGAUAUGAAAGAAGGUACUCCAAAGAAGCAAAAGCAAUGCAACUGUAAACACUCUAAAUGCUUAAAACUAUAUUGUGAAUGUUUUGCAUCGGGAAUAUAUUGUGACGGUUGCAAUUGUGUCAAUUGUUUCAACAAUGUUGAUAACGAAGCUGCUAGACGAGAGGCUGUUGAAGCUACUUUAGAGCGUAAUCCAAAUGCAUUUAGGCCCAAAAUUGCAAGUAGCCCUCAAGGAGCACGAGAUAGCAGGGAGGAGACUGGGGAAGGUUUAGUAUUAAUAAAACAUAACAAGGGGUGCCAUUGUAAAAAAUCUGGCUGUCUUAAGAAGUACUGUGAAUGCUUCCAAGCCAACGUUCUUUGUUCUGAGAAUUGUAGAUGCAUGGACUGCAAGAACUUUGAGGGAAGUGAAGAGAGACAGGCUUUGUUUCAUGGAGAUCAAAAUAACAACACAUAUAUUCAGCAAGCGGCAAAUGCUGCCAUAACUGGAGCUAUUGGUUCCUACGGCUAUUCAUCACCUCCAGUAUCAAAGAAAAGAAAAGGUCAGGAACUCUUCUUGUGGCCUACAUCCAAGGAUCCAUCAAUUAGCAAGUCGGGACAACAGGUAAACCAUGUUAAAGGUCCAGCAGCAGCAUCCUCAUCAUUGUCACCUGUCCCAAAUGCUCGAGUUGCAAAUGCAACAUUAGGUCAAAGUCCACAAAAAUUAAAGUAUAGGUCUCUUUUAGCAGACAUUGUGCAACCACACCACCUCAAAGAGCUUUGUUCAGUUCUGGUGCUAGUAUCAGGACAAGCUGCAAAGACACUUGCAGACCAGAAAAGUUCAGCAGAAAAACGUACAGAAGAUCAGGCAGAAACUUCCCUUGCUUCUUCAACUCAAGAGCAAUUGCCUAGUCAAAAAGACGUUGAUGUUGAAAAGGCUAUGGAUGAUGAUUGUUCGAGUGCAAAUCAAACAGAUAAGAUCAGCCCAAGUAAUUCCUGUUCAGAUGGUGCUGAUGUCCCAAAAGGGAGGCCAAUGUCUCCUGGGACUUUAGCUUUGAUGUGUGAUGAGCAAGAUACAAUGUUCAUGAGAGCUUCCUCUCCCAUUCGGCCUAUGAACCAUGCUUGCAACACAUCUUCGCAAUUUCCUAGUGGACAAGGAGUGACAGAGGUCUAUGGCGAGCAAGAAAGGAUUGUAUUAACACAGUUUAGAGAUUUUCUCAAUAGAGUUAUCACUAUGGGAGAAAUAAAUGAGACAAAGUGUUCUUCCUUGGCUAGAAGUGAAUUAGAGAAUCAAAAGCAUCCAAUCAACAAGGAAACUGGAAAUUCAAGUACUGACAUAGUACAUCAGCAGGAAGCUACUAGCAACGGCGAUCCCAAAACUGUAGUUCCACCUAUAGCCACAACUUCAACACCUGUGGUCCCUCGCGAUGCUGUAGCUGAAAACGGAGAAACUAAGCAGGAGAUGGAAAAAGAACUAUGAAAAGAAUCUAACUUAGAAGAAUUCGCAGAGAUACCCCUUCUAGAACUUCUCUGUAAUGUAAUUAAUAAAACAUUGCCAUUAGCCUUUUUAUUUAUGCUUCCCUCCUCUGUGAAGGUCUGUUAUUAAGAAUACAGGCCCCACCAUUAGUCCAUGGAAGAUCAAUUUUUUCUUUCAUCAAUUUUCUUAUUCUACAUUGGCCAUUCAUAGAUAUCUAACUUAAUUUUUUUUUAGCUUCAAGAUUGUUUUAUUGUGAUGCUUGUAAAUUGCUGAGCUAUAAUUUCAUAAAUUAUAUCGUUUAGAUAUUGCUUUUGA